Messenger RNA from Linum trigynum, 4685 nucleotides. The record is from the annotation of a GenBank genome assembly. NCBI's taxonomy places the organism in Eukaryota, Viridiplantae, Streptophyta, Magnoliopsida, Malpighiales, Linaceae.
ACCAAAGAGCAUAUCCUCCAUGAAAUAUGCGGGAUGAAUGCAAACAAGUAAAAAUGAACUUUGUCCCAGUUCGUUGUGAAUAAUCCAGAAUUUUACACGUGGAAAUAGUAGCCAGCCAGCCAGCUGGCAGGAGCCAGUUGGAGUGUUGGACUUGCUAUUGCACCAUUUCAGCGUUGACCGACGGAAGCGACGACUGGCGUGUGUAAUCCAGGCGCCAUUCGGGCAAGUGGGGUUCUCUAGCCAAAUUCCCUCAUUUUAUUUUUUGAAAAUUUCGAAACAAAUUAAUUACUAGGGCACAAUUGAAUCGCCAAAAGUACAGUUUACCGUAGGGUUUAUUGGCUUAAUUAAGGCAACAGUAAAAGAGCAGCCCCGCCCUUGGAUCUACGCCACGUGGUGUUAAACUAUCAUCCAACGGCAACUACGAACUCAUUCGUGACGGGACUCUUAUAAGGCACAAAGCAAAAGGAAUAUUCCCCCCUCCUCCAGUACAAAACUUCUGGCCCAUCUGAGCUCAACGACGCCGUUUGCAUAGACGCUUUUAGUUUCCAGGAAAAUAUCGAAGAGGAAGAGAAGCACGUGCAACUCGCCCCCGCUAAGCGCUAUCUUCUAAAUUUUGUUAUGGAAGCAAGCGUGCUGUUUGAUUUAAUCACUUAAGAUUAUUAUUAUUCAUUAAUUAUUUCGGCUAAUCUCCAUUACUCUUCUAAGUCUAACUUCAUUCAACGAGGGGCGCAUCACUUGUUUGUAGAGGAUGAGAUUUUGAAAAUUGAUUCUCAUAUAUCCUACCAAAUAUUUUAAGAAUGUGUGUGUGGAUAUGCAAAAGGAAAUAAUUCCUAUGGAAUGAACCAUUUACUAAUUAAUGCAUACAUAGCCUCCAAAUGCCUAUUUGUCAUUUUAGCCCUCGAUUUGUCCUUUUAGUCCCUUUGGUUGUGGACAGUCUAAUUAAUGUGGACAUACUUGAGUUUUGUUCCUAAUAUGAAAACCAAUUGACCACGUAGCUAGUCCCUUGGCCUUUUGUUGACCAGCCUAAAGGUAUGGACUCUAUAUUCCCAGUGACCACAUCGGUUGUGCCGUGCGUACCACUUUCUCCCGUCUAUAAUUUUGUAUCGACAUGAUGCAUAGGGUCGGGGAUUUCAAUUAGGGGUGUAAGUUUCGCCCUAAAAAUCCACUGACCCCUCUCGAGCCGUCCCAUUCCUGAGGGUCAGUUUAGGGAUGAGUCAGCUUUUGAUCCUAUAAGGGUCGAGACGAGUCGAGUCGACUUAGAGACAAGUCACUUUUUGACCUUAUGGCCCUUAGCAACAACAAAUAUCUCAUACCACAUUGGACCUCUUUGUAAAAGUUUAAAAGGUGAGGUACUAAAUUGCAAAAACAAAAAAUUUUGGGUACCAAAAUGUAAUUUUACCAUAAAAAUGUAAGGACUUAUUUGUAAAAAAAUUAAUUUUUGUAUACUAAAUUGUAAGAAAAAAUAAUUUUGGGUACCAAAACAUAAUUUGUAAAAAAAUAGUGUGUAGAUUAGGGUCGACCGACUGACCCGACCCGUCCCGACCCUUGAGGGUUAGACAGGGUUAAGAUGGAGACAAGGACGAGACGGGUCAGUUUUACAUCUUGACCCUUCAGGAACGGGUCAGACAAGGUCAGCGACGGAACAUGGACAAGUCACGGCAAUUUUCAGCUCUAAUUCCAAUUCCCGCGAGUGUGGGUUUCUGAGGGAGCGGAUCAGGUCAGUAACUCUAUGGUCAGUAACCAUGAUUAACCUGUCCACAUCAGCAUGACAUUAGUAGCCUAUAUCUCUCUUGGAAAGUCUUUAAUCUUUUCCUCUUUAAUCUUUAACGAACGAUUUCUCUCUCGUUUUAAGUCGAAAUUUAAUUUAAUUUUUUUUUCACAGAUAAAUCGGAUUAAAUAUGCUCUUCAAAAUGAUAUACACUUUGAUAUAUUUUUAGUACAAACAAAAUUGAAUAAUUUUUUAUCAGUCAUUACCAUAUGGUAUGCUCCAAUUUAAUAUCAUAUGGUAAGGAAGCGUACCAUGAUGAUAUGAACAUACCAAUAUGGUAAGAAGGUUGAAUACAUGAUAGUAGGAGUAUAUUAACUGUCAUUUACGACUUUCAUCAUUGUUUAUUACAAGUUACCAAUCACAUACCAUAGUGGUAAAGUAUGGUAAUUUUUUAUCCAGUAUAUUUUUCACCCAGAAAUUUAUAGAUCCAAUUGAUCAUGAUGAACUCGUUUCUUCUGAGCAAACGUUUUAAAAAACGACUUUAAAACGAAGAAGUUACCAUAUGGUAUGUAGUUGGUAAAAAAAAAUUUCUCAAAAUAUAUUGAAAAUUGAUCUCAUUUUGUAGAGCACAACGAACUCAUUCCAUCUGUGCAAAAAAAUUGAAAUCCGAGUUAGAACGAAGAAGAUAAGAGUCAAUUAAGAAAACUAGAGAAAAUAAAAUACUUGAGAUUUACAAUCCUUAGAUCUGAAUUUUGUGGACCCACUUAAAUCUAAAGGUUCAGAUUUAAUUACUCAUAGGAGGCUAGUAACCAUUGGUUACUGACCCUAUCUUAGGUAUCUGAUCCAACUUUCAUGGGUUAAUUAAUUCUCAACUUUGGGCUUCCAAAAGUGUGGCCUUUUGGCCCAAUUCUUCCAUAUUGUGGUAUUUUGGGCUAAUUGUAAUUCAGGUGGACAGCCUACCACACCAAGCAGGACUGAUCAGGAAAUUAAACAAAGGUCGCCGUGGCACAGCAUCGUCGCCCUGCCAGUCUCCACCGCCGAUUGGAAAUUGGAAGGGGAUGGCCUCAACUAUUCCAGCACCGGCAAGGAAGAAGGGCUCCGUCCUAGCUCCGACCACCAUCCAGUCUCUCAGCCACGACACCCUUUGCGUUCUCUUCUCCUACCUCGACAUCUUGGACCUCGUCCGCUGUUCCGCCGUCUGCAAUUCAUGGAGCUCAAUAAUCAAAAGGUCGAAGCUUUUGCAAUCGUUGUACCUGAAGCAGAUGAGGAGAAGUGGCAGGGACGUUGCGAGCCGAAGCAGCGAUUCCUUGGAGGAAUCGAUGAGUGCGUAUCUGGAAGAGCUAGCCUUGGAGCGCCAUAGGCGUGCGUUGGUUAAUGGUUGUGUUGUAAUUGACCAGUGGAAGGGUCAUUCAGCUGGGGUGAAUCAAUGCAGAAUGAAAAUGGGAAUGAUUCUUACAGGUGUAGGGGAUAAGGUUAUUCGUCUUUGGUCAUCAGAAAGCCUAAAGUGUGUCGAAGAAUAUCCAGUUCCUGAUGCUGUCCGUCUUCUUGACGUUGAUUUUGAUGAGACCAAGGUCGUUGGUUUAUUUGGUACUCAAUUAAGUAUAUGGAGGCGCAAUGGUAAGAGAAGCAUAUUUCCCUCCAAGGAAGGCACGUUCAGCAAGGGCUCGUGCAUGAGGUACUUCGAUCCAGAUGCCGUGGUAGGCUGCGAGGACGGGACAGCGCGUGUGUUCGACAUGUACAGCAGGCAAUGUUCUCGGAUUAUUAAGAUGCAUCCUGAGGCUGUAUCUUGCUUGUCUUUGGGCGACGAUCAAUUGAUUAUCAGCGGUUCCAGUUUGGGAAGAAUUACAGUUUCAGGUCUGUCAUUGGAUGAGAAGAUAGCUACACUCAAACCAACUGAUUCCACUGGCAUAUCUAGUUUAUGUUUCAACCCAGAAUCUUCUCUAGUAUUCUGUGGAACUACUGCUGGAUAUGCGUCAUGUUGGGAUCUUAGGAAGAUGAGACAGUUGUGGAAAAGACGUGUGAGUCCAAAUGUGGUAUAUUCUAUGCACCACCUUCGCAACGACACUUCAGUUCUGGUGGUUGGGGGAAUAGAUGGGAUUCUACGUGUUCUUGAUCAGGACUCUGGAGAAGUUGUUUCGAGGUAUGUGAUGGACAAUGCCGCUGUCCCUAGUAGUUUCGAAUAUGCGCAUGGAGUAGGCGAGAGGAGGCCUGGUAAACGUAUACCUAAAGAUACCCAGAUCGAUGGAGUAUCAAGAAAUGCUCGACCCCCCAUUACAUGCUUGGCUGUCGGGAGGGAGAAGGUUGUUACGACUCAUAAUAGUAGGCACAUUAGGCUUUGGAAGUUCAAGUGUAGGAGAGACUAGUCCUAGUUUGUAUAGCUCAAAGGUACUGCUGCCCUCCUUUACCUUUGUAAGGAGUUAUUGUUGUCUUGUGUUGUAUUGUAUCAUAUCAUUGAACUAGAUAUAUGCCCGAGACGUGCUCGGCCACGGUGGAGUACGCACUCGUAUUAUAAUUAUUGUUUGCUGAUCCAUGAAUCAGGAGGCUGUCAUAAUGAAGUUAGAAGUUGUCUACAGGCUUCAUUUCUCUCAGAUGUCACAAGGUUCAAAAGCGGGAGGAGCGAUCUAUUCGUUUAAAAUACACCAUGAGGAAAGAGUUCAGGCAGUGAUCAUGAUUCAUGAGCAAGAAACAUAUCGAGAGAAUUUUCCGAGGCUGGGAUUGAGUAUGUUCUCGUCAUCUAUCCGUGAGUUGGAUCAAGCAUUGGACGCAAGCUUAACCUUGUGAGAUCUUUCCAUAUGCGGGAACUGAAGUUGUACAUUCUAUUGAUAAUAAUCCCAUCUAUCCAGCAACAUAUCAAACGAAGAUUGAUUACAACUAAAGAUCAAUCUGACCAAUAACCAGUUACUCAAGCUGGUUCUGUCAUCUCAAUGAUGGUUGUGUCAUAUGUGAGCUCCUGGAACAUUAAAGAUUCUCGAUUGGU